This is a messenger RNA of Phoenix dactylifera (date palm), 2584 nucleotides long. Its product is annotated as histone-lysine N-methyltransferase, H3 lysine-9 specific SUVH4. NCBI's taxonomy places the organism in Eukaryota, Viridiplantae, Streptophyta, Magnoliopsida, Arecales, Arecaceae. The record is from RefSeq and is a predicted model, not a curated record. Gene Ontology annotation, cellular component: nucleus. Gene Ontology annotation, molecular function: histone methyltransferase activity; protein binding; zinc ion binding.
CGCUCCCCCUCCCUCUUUCAUUUGCAAUUCCCGCUUCCUCACCUCGGUUGUCCGAACCCCAAAAGGAGCGCGGGAUGAAGUGAGGAAGCUUGGAGAAAUCAUAGAUCUUGGAAUCCUAGUUCGCAUGCUUGUUCUCUGAGAUCGUUUCAGGGUUCUAAGAUGGUGGGAGAUGCGGAGGAGAGGAUUCCAGUCACUUCGCCUAUGGUAGCGGCGGUUUCUUCUGGUAGAGGCGAGGUUUCAUCGGUGGAGGCCACGGCUUCUGGGGCGAGGAGGUGUAGCCUGAGAUAUGUGGGGAAGGAGAGGCCUAACUAUGGAGGGAGGAAGGAGGAAACUGCAGCAAAAAAGAAAGCUAGGCUUGAUUUCGGAAAGCAAGUGUCUGAAGCUCCUUCGGCCCCUGUACAGUCUAAUGAGAUGAUAGGUUUGAAUACUGGUGAUGGUGUAGAAGGAGAGGCCGUGCCGAGAGGAGAACAUGGUGGUGUGGUGAAUGGAGAAGGUGUUGAUGGGGACCUGCAGGCAGGUUCUGGUAAGAGUGCACAUGCCAGGGUGAGGGAAACACUAAGGGCUUUCAAUGGCCACUACCUUCACUUUGUUCAGGAGGAAGAGCAAAGAGUUAAGCAACUGGAGGCUAAACUUUCAAAAGUUCCUAAAUCUUCAAAUCCUAAGCUGAAAAAGAGGAACGGCAGGAAAGUAGAGGUUAGUGUAUCGGAAUUAAAGGAACCUAAGAGAGGAAGUGGUUGUGAAGAGGAUGUAAAAAGAGCAUCAAAACGACCGGAUCUUAAAGCAAUUAGUAAGAUGAUUGAAACUGGAGCUGUUCUGUACCCUGAGAAGAGGAUAGGCCAUCUUCCUGGAAUUGAUGUUGGGCACCAAUUCUAUUCACGAGCUGAAAUGGUGGUUCUAGGUCUUCAUAGUCACUGGUUGAAUGGAAUUGAUUACAUGGGAAAUUUCUACGCAAAAUUGGAGCAAUACAAGGGCUACAAAUUUCCACUUGCAGUAUGCAUAGUGUUAUCUGGCAUGUAUGAAGAUGACUUAGACAACUCUGAAAAUGUUGUUUAUACUGGUCAAGGUGGACAUGAUUUACUUGGUAAUAAGCAUCAGAUCCGGGAUCAAAAGAUGGAACGUGGUAAUUUGGCGUUAAAGAAUAGCAUGGAAGCUGGUCUACCGGUUAGAGUUGUCCGUGGACAUGAGUCAGCAAGCAGUUAUUGUGGAAAAGUUUAUACAUAUGAUGGCUUAUACAAGGUUCAUAAAUAUUGGGCUGAGAAAGGUAUACGUGGAUUUACAGUAUUUAAAUACCAACUGAAACGGCUUGAGGCACAGCCAAUUUUGAUGACUGGCCAGGUUCACUUUACUCGUGCACAAGCUCCUACAUCCAUCUCAGAACUACGUGGGUUGGUCUUUGAGGAUAUUAGUGGGGGCCAAGAAAAGUUUCCUAUCCCAGCAACAAAUGUGGUUGAUGAUCCACCAGUUUCUCCUAUAGGUUUUAUAUAUGAUAGAUCAUUACGAGUGGCUGAAAAUUUGAAGAUCCCUGCAAAUGCUGUUGGAUGUAACUGCAAAGGAGAUUGUAUAGAUCCAAGAACUUGCGCUUGUGCUAGACUAAAUGGCUCAGAUUUUCCGUAUGUGCGCAAGGAUGGCGGCAGAUUGGUUGAAGCUAAAGCUGUGGUGUUUGAGUGUGGUCCUAGUUGUGGAUGCAGUGUUAACUGUGUAAACAGAACAUCCCAGCAGGGCUUAAAAUACCGCCUAGAGGUAUUCCGCACACCCAAAAAGGGUUGGGCUGUUAGGUCAUGGGAUACCAUUCCUGCUGGUGCUCCAAUUUGUGAAUAUACUGGAAUACUGAUGAAGACUGAUGAGGUUGAAAAUGCCUCUGAAAACAACUAUAUUUUUGAUAUAGAUUGUCUACAAACAAUGAAAGGCCUUGAUGGAAGAGAGCGGCGGCCUGGGGAUGUCUCUUUUCUUACCAACCUUGAUGAUAAAAUGUCAGAAGUGCCAGAGUAUUGUAUUAAUGCAGGCCUAAUUGGCAAUGUUGCUAGGUUCAUCAAUCAUAGCUGCCAACCAAAUCUCUUUGUCCAAUGUGUUCUGAGCUCACAUCAUGACAUCAAAAUGGCCAAAAUAAUGUUGUUUGCAGCUGACACUAUUCCUCCUUUGCAGGAGCUCACAUAUGACUAUGGCUAUGCCUUGGAUAGUGUAGUUGGACCGGACGGAAAAAUUGUUAGGAUGCCAUGCUAUUGUGGAGCUGUAGACUGCAGGAAACGACUGUACUGAGUGACUGAGGAUAAUUUUAUAUAUAAUUGAAUGUCUUAUGCGGUGGUAUAUUGGACACUGUCUUCCUAUUCUUUUUUGCUAUCAACUUAAAACGGCAAUUGCAUAUCUUUUGCAAAGCUUCGGCUUUUGGAGGAUAUGGAAUAUGGAAAGUGUAUUUUCGUCAAAUUGUGACUUGGGGAUUAUUGUGCUCGGAAAAAUAUUUUUGAGGCAUACAAGACAUUCUAAAUGUUGAGGUAUACAAGACAUGCUAAAUGUAUACAUCCAAAGUGUAAAUUUGACGACCAUUGUGGUAUGAAUACAAGUUAGUCUUAAUAGUUGACUGUUGUCU